AUGUCGGACGUAGAGAGCGAUUCAGACGAGUGGUCUGAUGCUGAAUAUUUCGAUGACUUGGGGGCAUUUGAUUUGGUAAAUUUAAACGAAAGUGAAAGAGAUCAGAUAGAACGAAUGAUUGAAGAUCGUAAUUCUUCAGAUGAAGAGGAAAAUGAGCUGUACAAUGGCUACACAGCACCGGGAAAUUUUGUUUGGACUGACGAAUUUUCGGUAAGAUGUCGACUUCCGUAUUCAGAGAAGCCAGGACCUGUUCGUGUGUUAGAUAGUUCAGCAUCUGUGCUCAAUUACUUUCAAAUUUUCUAUUCGGACGAAAUUUUUAAUCAUAUUGUGGACAGUACGAACAGAAAUGCCAAUAAAAAGAGAAGAGAAGAUGCUAAUAACAACAAAGGUGUGUGGCAUGAUGUGACUAUAGAUGAAAUCAAAGUGUUUUGUGGAGUGUUGAUCAUGAUGGAUAUUAUCAAGCUGGACAGAGAUGACCUCUAUUGGAAGGAGGAUGAAAAGUACUUUAUGUUGGGAACUAGAAUAUCAGAUGUCAUUAGCAGAGACCGGUUUAUGCAAAUCAGAAGGUAUUUGAAUUUUUCUAUAAAUGAAGUAGAUGGUUUGGAACACCGAAACGACAAGCUAUCCAAAGUAAGAUACAUGCUCGAUAAAAUACGCAGUUCUUUCAAAUCUGAAUACAUUCCCCAUGAAGAAAUUAGUGUUGAUGAAUCUAUGGUACCCUUUAAAGGAAGGUUGUCUUUUAAACAGUACAUGAAAGAUAAACCAUGUAAAUUUGGAAUUAAAUUCUGGAUGCUUGCAGAUGCCACUAGUGCGUACUGUUGGAAUUUUGAUGUAUAUGUUGGAAAGUACGGAACUGAAAUUAAUCGUACAUUUGGUCUCAGUGCCCAUGUUGUGAUUGACUUGCUUCGAGGGUUAGAAAACAAAGGACACUGCGUCUUUACUGACAAUUUUUACACUAGUCCUACAUUAGCGCACUACCUGACAACAAUUGGUACCUGUCUGUGUGGAACUGUCAGACCGAAUCGUCGUGGGUUUCCACAGGAACUUGUAAAAUCAAAAUCAGAAGCUCGAAAACUUCCUAGAGGCUAUUACGAUUGGAGACAGUGUGAUGACAUGAUUGCUACGUGUUGGAAGGAUAAGAAAAUGGUGUACUUUUUGUCUACGUGUCAUAUACCAGAAAAGGAAAACUUGACCGUGAAGCGGCGCAAUAAAGAUGGAAGUACAACCGAGUUCCCAGACAUACCAUCAGGAGCAGCAUAUUCUAAAUACAUGGGCGCGGUGGAUCGCAAUGAUCAAGUGACAAAGUUGAACAAAUCAAAAAAAAACUAUGCGUUGGUAUAG
Messenger RNA from Saccostrea echinata, 1341 nucleotides. RefSeq names its product piggyBac transposable element-derived protein 4-like. The record is from RefSeq and is a predicted model, not a curated record. Lineage: Eukaryota; Metazoa; Mollusca; Bivalvia; Ostreida; Ostreidae. Bases 1 to 1341 code for a protein of 446 amino acids. The transcript has a single exon.